Rattus rattus (black rat) is the source of this 1843-nucleotide messenger RNA. It is a transcript of the gene Spns3, whose product is annotated as sphingolipid transporter 3 (putative). Gene Ontology annotation, biological process: transmembrane transport. Gene Ontology annotation, cellular component: membrane. Gene Ontology annotation, molecular function: transmembrane transporter activity. Lineage: Eukaryota; Metazoa; Chordata; Mammalia; Rodentia; Muridae. The transcript has 11 exons. The coding region runs from base 93 to 1571 and encodes 492 amino acids. The record is from RefSeq and is a predicted model, not a curated record.
UGGGAGCCUGCAGGAAGUGACUUGGUGCCAAGCCGAUGUAGCUUAGUUCAGCACCCGUUCUGACAGAGAAGUUGCAGCUGGCACUGCUGAAAAUGUCCAGAGAGUGUAUCAAACCUCAGACAGGAGGGCCACAGAGCCAGAGCCUGAGUCCAGGUGGGCAGUAUGGGGCCUUGGCUUCAGGUAGCUGUCUGCCUCCCUCCACAUCUGCCUCCUGGAGCCUGCCCCGCUGGAGAGCGUACUUGGCUGCAGCUGUUCUCUGUUACAUCAACCUUCUGAACUACAUGAACUGGUUCAUCAUCCCAGUCUUCAUCGGCUGCCUGCUGGUGUCUGCACCUGUGUUUGGCUACCUGGGUGACCGAUACAGCCGCAAGGCCAUCCUGAGCUUCGGGGUCCUGCUGUGGUCGGGGGCUGGCCUCUCCAGCUCCUUCAUCUCCUACCAGUAUUCCUGGCUCUUCUUCCUGUCCCGGGGGAUCGUGGGUACCGGGGCAGCAAGCUAUUCCACCAUUGCACCCACCGUCCUGGGUGACCUCUUCGUGAAGGACCAGCGGACCUGUGCACUGGCUGUCUUUUACAUCUUCAUCCCUGUUGGAAGUGGUCUGGGCUAUGUGCUGGGAUCAACUGUGGCGGAGCUGACAGGGAACUGGCGUUGGGCCCUCCGAAUCAUGCCCUGUUUGGAUGCUGUGGCCUUGGCUCUGCUCAUCUUGCUGGUUCCAGACCUACCCCGAGGAGCAGCUGAGAAACAGGGAGAAGUGCUUGUGAGGGCUCCGAGGAGCAGCUGGUAUGAGGACGUCAGAUACUUGGGGAGAAACUGGAGUUUUGUGUUUUCAACCCUUGGAGUGACAGCCAUAGCAUUUGUGACUGGAGCUCUGGGCUUCUGGGCACCCAAGUUUCUGUUUGAAGCUCGCGUGGUCCAUGGCCUACAGCUUCCCUGCUUCCAAGAGCAGUGCCACAGCCAGGACAGCCUGAUUUUUGGGGCACUGACCGUGGCAACUGGUAUUAUUGGUGUCAUGCUGGGGGCAGAGGCCUCAAGAAGGUACAAGAAGGUGAACCCCAGGGCUGAGCCCCUCAUCUGUGCUUCUAGUCUGUUUGCCACAGCUCCCUGCCUCUACCUGGCUCUCAUCUUGGCCUCACGGACCCUCCUGGCCUCCUAUGUGUUCCUGGCUCUCGGGGAGCUCCUUCUGUCUUGCAACUGGGCAGUAGUUGCUGAUAUCCUGUUGUCAGUGGUGGUGCCCAGGUGCCGGGGCACGGCAGAGGCGCUCCAGAUCACAGUAGCCCACGUCCUGGGAGAUGCUGGCAGCCCCUACCUCACUGGACUUAUCUCCAGUGUCCUGCAGGCUGAGCGCCCCAACUCCUACCUGCAACACUUCCUCAGCCUUCAGCACAGCUUCCUGUGUUGCGCCUUCGCCAUCGUGCUGGGCGGUGGCUGCUUCCUGCUGACUGCACUGCACCUGGAAAGAGACCAGGCCCGGGCCAGGCAACCUGGCGAAGAAACUCUGGACAGCAAGGACAUAGCCAGGAGGGACACUGAGAGACAAGGGCUGCUAUCUGGUACCAGCACCCCAACAGAGUAGCUCUGGGCCCCUGUCUUGCAGUGAGCAGGCUACAUCCUUCUGGGGACCCCGCCCAUCUUGGCUGUAACUCAGGGACCCCAGCUAAGCUACACUCACCACCUUUUCAAUCCCUGCUAGAGAGCUGCCAAUGCCCAGGAGCUGGUUAGAUUGAGCUGGCUGGAUUGAGCUGGCUGGAUUGAGCUGGCACUACUCUCUAGGGAGUCUGGGCUCUGUGUCUGCACCGACCAGGGAGACCAGGCCCUUAUUAAAGCAUGACCAGUGCAAAGCCCUUA